Molecule: messenger RNA, 544 nt
Organism: Scutellospora calospora
Lineage: Eukaryota; Fungi; Glomeromycota; Glomeromycetes; Diversisporales; Gigasporaceae
Source: the annotation of a GenBank genome assembly
AUGCUGAUUGAUGCUGUUGCCACAUUAUACUUCCUUGACGAAAGCACGGAUGCUGACUCUAAUAAAUUAUUGGAUUCUAUAAAGAAGAUUCCCGAGCAUAUUCGAACAAAGCUUGCUACCUCUCAUCCAAAGACUAUUAAUUGCAAAGUAAAACUUUCCCGCCAAGACCCGUGUGAGCCGUUCAAUUGUAUAAUGGAUUUUUGGAGUGUUAUUUACGAAAUGCAAAUUAUCAGUCAGCUUCAAUUUACUGCUGCUCAGGAAUUUAAAUUUAUAAACGAUGAAUAUAACACAACUUUUCGCAAGAUAUCUGAAUUUCGUGAUUGGAUGCUAAUAAAUUCAACAAGAAAUCCGUUAGAUUUUACUCCACAUCAACGACUUUUGUGGAUAUAUGAAAAUGACGACAAUGUCCCCGCUAUUAAAGCUAAGCACAUGUUAAAUAAUAUCAUUCAGGACAUUCUAUAUGGCUGGCACAAUAAAUUGUGGAAUAACAGUUUUAACGACAUAGUAGACGAUGAUGUGACCGCUUCAAAAUUUUCAAAGGCAA